Salvia hispanica is the source of this 608-nucleotide messenger RNA. It is a transcript of the gene ENA, whose product is annotated as DnaJ/Hsp40 cysteine-rich domain superfamily protein. Lineage: Eukaryota; Viridiplantae; Streptophyta; Magnoliopsida; Lamiales; Lamiaceae. The record is from RefSeq and is a predicted model, not a curated record.
AUGGCGGUGGUGAUGACAGCAGCAUCUUCAUCGUUAUCCGCCGUCAGAUCGGAAGCCACGACUGCGGGCAACGGUGCACCAGCUCCAGAGAACCGGAAGCCGUCGUCGACGAGGCCACUUCUAUCGGUGUCGAAGCCUACUUGGAUCGUCAGAACCGAGUCAAAUGUUCGGAAAGAACGCAUAGCACCACCGGUUCCACCCUGUGUUGUGUGUAGAGGAUGUGGUAGAGUUGAUUGCUACAACUGCAAUGGAAGAGGACGGACAAAUCAGAUCGAACUGGCAAUGCUUCCUAAAGGAGAAUGGCCAAAAUGGUGCAGGAGCUGCGGCGGCAGUGGUCUUGCUUACUGUGCGCGGUGUUUGGGGACUGGAGAGUACAGAUUAAAUAUGUAUGGUCAUGUAUGUGAAGUCCACAAAUUUAGAGGGAAUCAUUCCGAGGGAAAUAUAAGGGCAUUGGAAAUGGGAGAGGGAUGCGUUGCAAGCGUCCCAUCCCCCCGCGUGUUACAUGGCCGAUGGACGAAGGUGGGCAGUAGGGGUUAGGGGGUUUUACUAUUUUAUGUACUUAUAACGAAUCUUACAUGGGAUAUCAUUCCCACUGGGUCUUAUUACUA